UACUCCGUGCUACCAGUGAUCGCCGAAAAAACCGAUGUGACACCGAUUAUUGUUAUUGAAAAUCCAGAUAAACAAAUAUUAUAAACAUAAUUGUUUCUUGUCAAAUUAUAAUCAUGAAAUUUAGAUGUAGAAUGAUUGACAUUGCAGCUAUGCGUGAUUUUACAAGUAAGUCCAUUCAUCAUGAAGGACUUAUUCGCAUUCUAAUGAUUUAUAGAUAUUGUUAACACGGUAUCACGAAUGUCGAAAAAGUGUGUGAUACGUUUAACCCCAGAAUUUCUUUGCUUCAAUAUUGGUGAUGAACACGUUCCUGUAGUCUGGGCAGAGCUUCGCCAAGCCCGUUUCUUUCACGAAUAUGAACUUACUGGCGCAUAUCAAGAGCAGAACGAAAUUUAUUUGGAAUUAGACACACUGAUGCUUGCUAGAAGUGUCUCUUCUUUAAAACAAAAUGCAAAAAGUGCUAAGAUAAAACUGUCAAAUAAACAGCAACCAUGUCUUACAAUUGAAAUCGAAUUACCCUCCUCGAGCAUGGAUUCAAGACAGUGUGUUCAUGACGUUCCUGUUCAAAUAAUUCCUCGAAGGCAGUGGAAUGAAUAUCAAGCACCUAAUAUUCCCGAAUUUGACAUAUCACUGGAAAUGCCUCAGUUGAAGCACGUUCGCAACAUGGUUGAGAGAAUGAAAAAUAUGAGUCCAUUUCUGAUUUUAGGGACACACAGAGAUGGAAAAUUAAUUCUUAAAGUGGAAAAUGACGUUGCAAGUAUUGCAACAUAUUUUCCCAAUUUAAAGGUCUGGUGUAGAUCAAAUUUGGAAGAAGAAAUUUCAGCCAGUGUUGAUAUAAAAAAAUUCCAUACCUUUCUGUCUUGGGAUAUAAUACAUCCGGAUAGUGUCAAGUGUAAUAUUCUUCAUGACAGGACAGUUAACUUGCAUUUGUGUUCAGAAGGAUACCUAACCAUACACUACUUCAUGCCAGCGAUUGCUUCUUGAUUGGUGACAGUCAACAACACUUAUCAAGUGGAAGCCUUAUUAAUAGAAAAUAUUUAAAUAAUAUAAAAAUAAAAAAUAUAUUUUUUAUUUAUUAA
Molecule: messenger RNA, 1076 nt
Organism: Leptopilina boulardi
Lineage: Eukaryota; Metazoa; Arthropoda; Insecta; Hymenoptera; Figitidae
Gene: Hus1-like
Product: checkpoint protein HUS1
Exons: 3
Coding region: 238-981 (247 amino acids)
Biological process (GO): telomere maintenance; meiotic DNA integrity checkpoint signaling; double-strand break repair via homologous recombination
Cellular component (GO): checkpoint clamp complex; nucleolus; site of double-strand break
Source: RefSeq, a predicted model, not a curated record